Molecule: messenger RNA, 20122 nt
Organism: Pelobates cultripes (western spadefoot toad)
Lineage: Eukaryota; Metazoa; Chordata; Amphibia; Anura; Pelobatidae
Source: the annotation of a GenBank genome assembly
CUUAGUAAAACUUCCUGGAGCCUCCUCUUCCCUGUUUUGCCAAGUUAGUGGAGCAGAGCUAGAAAAGUAUCUCAAGACUCUGAGUGACCUCACAUAUACCAUAUACCAGCUGAUCCCUGUGGGUGUACAGAACGAGGGGUUGUAAAGUAACUGCAAGCCAUGAGUGUCCUGGACUUUCACAUCAGAGGCGGACUGCACCCGCCUGGGGGUAAAUGGAGGUCCUAGUGUUACUUUUUAGGGACAAAGGGCAGAUUGUCUGGCUCAGUUUACCUUGUGUCUGACUGUGUAAUAGGAUUUCGGGGUCUGCGCUCUUACCUACCUACACAGCAACAGGAUGAAGAAGCCUGACCUGAAGGUGGUACUCCUGGGGGAUAUGAAUGUGGGGAAGACUUCCCUGUUACACCGGUACAUGGAGAGAAAGUUCCAGGAAACCGUGAGCACAGUCGGAGGGGCUUUCUACCUCAAGCAAUGGGGUCCCUACCAUAUCUCCAUCUGGGACACUGCAGGUAUUGGAAGUGGUGGGAACCUGGCUAUAGGGUGCUGUACAGUCACACUGCUCUUACUAAGCUGCACUCCAACACUGUAUCACAUUAUCCUCUUUAACCCUUUAAAGAUCAGAUAUACAAUAUGAAUGAUAUCUUACUGGCCUCUAAUGGGUUAAUUUAGCUCCUACGAGGUUGUCAGCCUGGCUAAUCUUUGCAGAUUUAGCUGAAACAUUCCACAGGACAAUCCAUUUCAGAAUGUAGAACACUUGUGAAGAGGGAUAGUUUGUCCUCAUUGCCUACAGGGAUUGCAUGUGAUUUUUAGUCACCACUUGUGUGUUCUGUUUGAUAUGUAAGAAAAUAACACUAUGUUUGCACUUCACAUAUGAUCGACACCCCUUUGCACGUACACACAUUCUACCUUUGCUGCUGAUAACAAAUAUGGGGGAUGGAAAGCCACUGGCUAGAGUGCCAUCAGCAGUACAUGCUAUUAAUAUUGAGUUGUAGCAAGCAGUAGAUUUUUUUUUUUUUGGAUUCUUAGAAAGCUGGCUGAGCAUGAUGAGAGUUAGACAAUCCUAAUUUAGAAAGGUCACACCGUGAUAAUUCUAGUGUAGUUUCUAUUUAUAAUACGUGUCAGUGAUCAGUGACAAUUCUAACAUUAAUAGGAAAUGAUUUUUGCUUGACUUCUCCUUUCUGUAACAAUAGGGAUUAAGUAUACAUAUUGUCCUGCUGUAAUGUAAAAUGGGUGGAAUUGCCAAUGAUUGCCCCUAUUUCUAGUACGUUAGACCACUUUUUUUUUUUAUAUAAAACCCCCAAUGUAUUCUAUUGACAGUGCAUUUGCUGUGCUUGAGAAUUUCCAGCUGUUGGUUUCUAUUUAAGGGGCCCAUUGCACAUUAAUGGAUGGCAUUUGUCGCCAUUUGUUAAAAUAUGUUCAAAUAUCUGCUCUGUGUGGAUGUUCCCUGUUGCUUAUAGAAAAAAGUUUGUAUUUAAGCGUUUCUCCAACCCUUUUUCGUUUAACGUAGAAUAUGCCCUUUUUGCAUUAUUCUGUUGUUCCCCACAUUAAAAAUUCUGAAAGAUCAUUUUAAAAAUAGAUUUAAAUAACCUUAAUGCAAAACCGCACAAAGCUCCCCGAUGUUUGGUGCAACCCCGUCAGACGUUAUUGGAAUUGCUCUAAAUUGCUCUCAUCGCACUCUGAGCCAGUGCGUGCAAAUAACACUGCACAUCCUAGGCUCCUACCACUAUGACAAUCUCAAAAAGCAGAAGUGGCCAUGGUGGUUGGAGUAACCCUUAAAAGAGACUGGGUAGAAGUGUGUCUUUAGGGAUUUAACCCUGCUCACACUGAGAUCUAUUUAUGGGUGUUUAAAUGCCUAAUUAGGGAGCUGCAAUAAUAACAUUGCAGGACCAAGACUGCCUCUAGUGGCUGUUAAUCAGACAGCCUAUAGAGGCAUUUGCUGGUGGCUAACCGACUUUUGGUUUCCUAAGUGACACUGGACUUCCUCACACUCUGCUUGAGAUCAUCCAUCGGAAAUCAUUGAAGCAAGAGAGAACUUGUAUUCGUUACACUAUAGAAUCAUGUUAAUCCCCAUUUAAAUGCAUGCUUGCAGCACUCACUAUGAGUGCUGCAAACAAAGCAUCGGUCAGUCUGGGCCCACAUAUUCUGGCGCCAGCUGAUAGAGGGGAGGAGGCCACAGGAAUCAAAUGAUACCUGGGGUUACCAGCAGGGAAACAUUCAAUUCAACUGAAUUAUUCUAUCAUGGGACUUUAAGGCACAGACAACCAUGAUGUCAUUGGUCUUUAAGGGAAAAAAUAUAGAAGUUCAUUCAAUUUUUGUUGACCAACACUGAGCUUACUCGGCACAUUUCUAUUAUAUCUGUGCUCUUGCAGUGGUUUCGUUUCUACUUUUUUUUUUAUUUGUAGUCUUCCUGGUCAGACUAGAUGGAACUGCAUUGCAAAAUUAGGGUACUGAUAGUGUGCAGUUGCAUCAAGGCCUAAUGUGAUGACUUUCAGAACAUCAUAUUGAUUUCCUAUAAGGAUCUAGCCUGACUCUAGACCACCAGACAUGACCCCAUGAGCAAACUUGGUAUUGUAAAUACUUCAGUCUGGCUGUUCUAAAAUUGUCACUGCACAACCUGUCUCACCCAAGUGCACCAUCUUCCUAGGUGGAACCUUAACAGAGUACCCUAGCAUGUAAAAGUAGGGCAGUCCUAGAAAUGGUCUGUGAGUCAAAUUUGGGGGCCAGCAUGUGAACAGAGCACAGGUGAAAGUCAAAACUGGUGCUAUCAAGACAUAUGUACUAAAGAGGAGAGAUAUGAAAGGAGCUGUGGGUAAGGAGCAUUAUCCAGGUCGCUGCAAUCAUAAUAGCCUGCAAGGAGUAAUUUGGCCACGUUUAAGUAUGAUCCAAUUGUAGAGCUUUAAAAAUUAGAGAGAGACAAGCUAUGUUCCUAAGAUGGAAGCAGUAGUAUUAAAGGACCACUCUAGGCACCCAGACCACUUCAGCUUAAUGAAGUGGUCUGGGUGCCAGGUCCCUCUAGGAUGAACCCAUUUUUUUUAUAAACAUAGCAGUUUCAGAGAAUAUAGUGGUCCUUUAAGCUAUUAGCUGGAUGUGAGGUGUGAAACGCAGAGCCAAUUACAAUCCUACAAUAUGCUUGUAAUUUAGUGGAAUGCUUGUAACAGCCUGAAAUAAUACCUAGAAAGUAGAGGUAACACAUGAAAGAGGAAAGAAAUGAUUUGUGCUGUUUAGGAGAGGCUGCAUUUUAAGAUGUAGACAGUUUGACAUGGUACAAGAAGGUCCUAGAGAUCAGGGAAGGAGACAAGCAUGUUCUCAGCAGACGUGCUGUACCGGAAUAUUAUACUAUUAUAAUUUCAGACAUGUUGCAUGUAAUGUCUCUUUUUACUUUCAUGAAAAUUGAUAAAACGUGGAUUUAUUUAUUUUUUUACUAAAGUUUAAAGGUUUCCUAUAAACAUGCUUACCAUGCCAGUCCAGUAAUGGUUAUAAUGCCAGGAGUACCCUCUAGUAAUGGGGUAAACUGUUAAGGAGCAGUUUGCUUUCUUACCUGGGUCCCAGCUGGGCUCUGAGGCUCCGUAUUGUGCCUUUAUUAAUGGUGGGGUUUUUUUGUUUGUUUUUUGUUUUUUAAAAUGUUUUCAUUUUUGUUGGGGUUAGGGUACAGAAUAGAACAAGGAAGUAAGAUUGUUACAGAGUUCGUGGAGCUUAUUUUUGCAGUUCAUGACAAUCUUGCAUAUGGAACAGGUUUAUGAUUUUUCUCUGGUUACAGUAUCUGUCGUUUGCUGAUACGAUAUUACUCUGUACAUAACAUUUGUUGCUGUUCUAGAUCUAAGGAUUGGGGAGGUGUACAGAAUAGGAAAGGGAUGGAAUUUGGGUACCCUAUUGUGGUGUGGUUUUUUUUUUUUUUUUUUUUAAUCUUUAUUUUUCUAUUUUGCAUUUUUUACAAGAAUAAGGUUGUACAGAAAUGUGAAAGAAUUGGAUUAGAGCACAGUUUACACUUGAAUGGUUACAUUUGUUUGCCUUGUACUUUUGCCCGUGCGCAUAAGCUUGUCUUAUCAACGGUGUUGGUGGUUGUGUUCCCAGAGAGGUUUUGGGGUUCGAGGGAGUAAUGUUUGCUGUCGGGACAGGGCCUCUCAGUAAAGUUGUUCCGUGUCUCCAGUCUGUAGGGGUGCGUUGGUUAUGGUGGUUUGGUUUUCAAUUAUUCGGUAUGAUUAGGUUGGUUGUGUGCUAGUGGUUGGAUGUUAUUUGAUAGUGAUGCAUGUCCCUGUGGGUCUCUCCACUUGCGUGUGUCUGUGUGGCCUUUUACUGUCCACUCCGGAUUUGUUGGGGGUAAGUGCGCGGCUCCGUUCCGUGCCCGGGUGUUGGGGGUAGGGUCCAGGUGGUUAUAGAGUGGGGUAGAGGGUUUGGGAGGAGGGGGUUUAGGUGGGUAGCGGUGUGGGUUGGGUGUUGAGGUUUGUCACCGUGCACUGCCCCAGCCAGUUGGGAUGGGGGAGGAACGGGGAGUGCUAUGGGGUUGGCAAUGGAUGUGUCGGGGGUGCUUUAUGUAUGCUGUCCGUUUUCUGUUAGGUGCUUUAUUAAUGUUUUAAUGCUAUACAAGUUUCCAGAAGAGCAAGCAUUAGCCUGAGCAGAAAUGGGUGGUUGUAAUUUGCUGAGAAUGUCAGCCGAAUGCUUAAAGCCUAUUACUGUGCCCAUUCCCAUAUGGUUCGGAGGAAUUGUGUAAUCUCUGCUUUAGCCACAUCUCCAGUGAAGGCGUUUGAGAAGCCAGGGAACAUUAUCUUUUAGGAAAUCACUGAAUGGAGUGACAGCACUAGUGGACUCAAAACGCUAUAUCCAAUUACAUGAGAUGAAAUGGUUAUAGUGACUACAGUGUCCCUUUUAAUCGAUGUACGUGUGUGUGUGUUUUCUUCUUUAAGCUUUUACACUUAUACUACCUACCUAUACUUCCACUUAUAAGUUUGAUUUGUAAGCAUAGGACUAACCUCAUAAUUUGAACAAUAUUUAAAGAACCAAACAAAAAUACUUGAAAUACUGGUCAAAGUCUUAACGCCAUAGGGAACAGUCUUGUCUAACUAGUUUAAGACUUUUGUAUUUAGAAAAGAGUUUUAGUGCUAUUAAAAAUUACAGUUAUGGAAUAAGAUUUACCUCUAGCAGUUCAUACAUACUUUACAUAAUUUACCAGUUACCCCUUCUGAGUGGAAUGAGAUCGUUCCACUACAUACAAGAUCAGUCACUAGCUAUUGUGAAUUUUUAAGGCCUUGCUAAUAUCAUAGUUACAUAGCUGAAAAGAGACUUGCGUCCAUAGAGUUCAGCCUUCCUCACAUGUGACUUGAUCUCAUAGGACUUGCAAUUUUUAGCUGUGGACUAGAUUAUUCAUGGGACUUCUAAGUCAAGUCUUAAAUCACAAAACCAUCUUGAAUUGCAUGCCGGAGCCCACUCAAUGUGUAUUUAAAGCAUCAGUCAUUAAAACUGAAAACCGAUGUAGUAAAACUUAAAGGAGGUUAAAGGAUCACUAUAGUGUCACUAUAGUGCCUUGAGGGUGCCCCCACCCUCAGGGUCCCCCUCCUGUGGUGCUGAAGGGGUUAAAACCUCUUCAGCAGCUUACCUUAUUCCAGUGCCGGGCUUCCUUGGCGCUGGUGAUCUCUCCUCCCCCAUCUGACGUCAGCAGAGCCGAAUGCACAUGCGCGGCAAGUGCCGUGCGAACAUUCAAAGUGUCCAUAGGAAAGCAUUUCUCAAUGCUUUCCUCCGGACACUCUGCGCGAUGGAGGUAUAAUAUGUCCGGAAGACAGCCACUAGAGGCUGGUUUAACCACAAAUGUAAACAUAGCAGUUUCUUUGAACUUGAGGGACCUGGCACCCAGACCACUUCAUUGAGCUGUCAAUCAGACAACAAGUCCUGUUACUUCCUGGUUUGAUUAUCUCAGUGUAACUAAACUAAAAAAGAGGCAGUGCACCUGCCUUGCAAAGACUUCUCAUUGAGGUGCAUUGGCAAGUCUGUCAUACUGGACAGCCACAAACAAUAUGAGAUGGGGAAUAAGGGCAGAGUUUGCAAAAGCUUUAGACUGUUCUGCAGCUGUUUUUAUUUAUUUAUUUUAAUUCUUUGUUUUAUUUGUGCGUGAGUUGAACAACCAUGUCUGCACUGCCAUAUCAGCAGGUGCAAGCACAUAUAUAAACAAUCGAUAAUAGUUAUAUGGCAUUGAAAAACAUUGCACAGUUUUUCUUUGUUUUAUCUCAGAGUGGGAAACAUGUAAUGAAGUGAGACACAUUUAGAGCUAGGCUCGGCAGUCAACCAGUGAUCGCUGAGAUUUUUCACAUGUGCACAAUUAAGAAUGAUGUUGAUGCGUUGUAUGAAUAGGUUUAGUGGUUGUUUAGUAAGCAGAUGUCUCAGUAAGCGAUUUGUAGUAGAUAGGAUUAACUGUAUAUAUGCCUAGUGUGUGUAGUAAAAGGUGAUGCUGGUAUGUUGAGUCACUUGGCUUGAAGAGUAAGUUGCUUGUAAUGAAUCACCCUGGCUGGUCUGACAUGCAUGGUCUGACACAGGCUCUGGGAGUCAUCCGCGUGGCGGGCGUGAACCUCGCCGGUAGGAGUCGACUUUCAGUUAGCCGAUACCCAAUCGGUCGUGUCGGUAUGGCAGGGUAUGAUUGUCCACCAGGGCAUGAUUGUCCACCAGGGCAGGGAUCCGGGCAGAGACCAUUUGCCACCAGGGCAGGGAUGCGGGCCAUAGCCGUGAAGGACCUGGGCAGCUGGAGGGUAGAAGCCAUCGGGGUAGGUAGCUGAGCGCAGUCCAGGAGAGCUGGUUGUCGGGUGCCACGCUUAACGCAGUUCUGGGACCGCCGCGCUGCUGGAUGUGCGGUCUGUGGGUAUGUGAUCGGCCCUGCUGUGGGUGUACCUUUCUUGGCUUCAAUGUCGUCAUUCUCUGGCGGGGGUAGUCGCCGUGUGGCGUUCUGUCCUUCUGGUGCUGCAGCUGUUAACGGCUCAGCCAUGUCCUCAUCACUGCCUGCCGUCGGCUCGUAUCAUUGUUGGGACGGGUAAGAGCUCUCAUGGUGGGCUACAAUAUAGGAUGUGGAGGUCACGGGUCUCUGUCUAGGCGACUUGUCUGUUGCUGUGGGCCCUUUGCAAGAGCAGCCCUUCUCUCCGACCUCGGCGCACAUGGCAUCCGCCAUCUUGUGUGCUGCGCCCGGGCCCCUAAUCGGGGUGGUGGUGUCAUUAGGCCUGGAUUGUAUCCGCCCUGGGCUGGGCCUCUGGUUGUGCACUGUCAGGCAGGAUAGCAGGGCAGCUGCCGUCCGCCCCACUCACCGCUGGCGAAGGCCCCAACUUGGACGUCGAAGACCUCACCUCCAGGGCACUGAAACUCGAGGAGCCGUCCUCGCCCUGGAUCCAGUGUCCCCUCAGCCACGAGGACCAUUGCAGUCGGUUGGUAUUUGGGUCGUUUUUCAUGUUUAUAAGCUUAUGCAGUUUGUGAACAGCAGGAGCUAUUCUCGCUUGCGACCGUACAGCUCAGCGGUCCGGCCCCGCCCCCCUUUUUUAUUUAUUUUUAAUUCUUUAUUCAGUAGUUUAACAAAGUGUGAUAUGUUUGGAGAUAAACAGGCAAAUGACUGCAUGAGUUACAUGGGUACAAAUGUAUGUUGUUGCUCAGAACAUUGCAGGUGUCACAAUAAUGUUCAAUCUAGUUACCAUACAUGUAGUGGUAUAAUGUCAUAACAGUACAAAACCUUUUCCUCUCAUUGACAUCUUCUUAAUAAAAGUUUGAUAAGAAACUAGGUAUGAGGGGAAGGGAAGUCUAUUUCCAACUUCUGUUGUUAGAUAGGAGAGUCAGAGCAUAAGGAUUAAAAAAAAACAAAAAAAAACAUUGUGUAAAGCUUUAACAUUGUGGUCCUUAAAGGGAAACUAUAGUGCCAGGAGGAAAAUGUUGUUUUCCUGGCAUUAGCGCCCACUCUACCAGACAGACAGCUGUUUACGGAGUUUGACUCAAUGAAACAAUGCUGGACUUCCUCACGCUUUGCAUGAGAACAUCCAGUGUCUUCAAAAACCCCAUAGGAAAGUAUUGAUUCAAUACUUUACUAUGGGAAAACCUAAAUGUGCUUGCUGCGCAUGCACUUAGGCCCCCUCCUCCCCCUCUGCACUUGUAUCACAAAGCUGGUGCUGAAAUAAGGUGAGUGAUAUAUAGGUUUUUUGUAACCCUUUAAUUUCCACGGGGGAGUGAGAAUUGCAAGGGGCCAAGCAGAAGGACACACUAUUCCUAAUACCAUAGUAUUCCUUUAAAUUAACAAAGUGGGUUGUUGCUGAACCCUUAUUAUUUGAAAUGAUAAUUUUUUUAAAAUGCAAGAAAUGAAAUGACCACACAACUCAUGUUAGAUGUGUAGUACUGAACUCUGCAGUUGUUGCUUUCAAAUAGAAAUUGAUGACAAACCUGUUUCAUUCUUGAACCAAGAAAAAAACAACAUACUAAUUGAGCUCCUCUAGUGCAAGUCUGGAUAUACAAGGACAUACAUAAGAAAAUUCACUCAGAUCUGUCCCACAUUUGCGUGGUAUGUUUGUUUGUUUUUUUUUGUUUGUUUUUUGUUCUUUUAUAUUCUAUAUCCCAUAGACCAUUAAGUUAACUUCCAAUAGUCAAGCAGCUUUUACUUGCUGAGUAGUGUAAUUCAUACAGCCAUAUAAAAAAGCUAUGGGAUAUAUCAGGACAUCUGCUUGUAUACCUUUUUGCACAAGCAUAACAGACGUUUAAUGUUUUUCUUUGAUGAAGGCUUGUGUACCAGGAACAGGUGUGACUGAACCCCAACACGGGGUCUAGUUUUGCACCGCUAUAUAGUUCUUCUCUACUCCUGUAUCUCUAGGUAUCCUUGAGAAAUUUACAUAAUUUCUUGACUGUAAGACCUUGCUUACUCUCUUACUAUCUAAUCCUUCUUCCAGGCAGGUAUCAUCUUCCCUGCCUACUCCCUUCUUCCUGACAUGUAUUGUCCCCUCUGCCAAGACCUCACCCAACACCAUCUUUACGAGGACACGUUUUGGCUCACAGACCGAAAUGAUUAUGUUCAGUGCCAACAAGUCCCCCACAACUUCCAUAACACUUUAGUCGACACCAGGAUGGUGACUGCCAACACCAAGGAUCAAUAUGGGCAUAUUUCAAUGAUUACACCUUCUUACUGCACAGUCCAACUUGUCUUGGGUGCAUGGUCACAUUCACAGAAUUAUUCACCAAAGCGAGAAUUCAACGUGAAUUUGAAUACAAAGCACAAAGGCCACUAGCUGAACAGAAAGUAUUGCUGAUUGGAGAAAUUGUUUUUCCAGUUCAGCUAUUUCAACCAUAAAUUCAAAUAAACUUUGAAUUAUCACUUUGGUAAAUAUCCCUGACCAUCUUAAAAUAUAAAAUAUCUGUAUUUCAAGCUCUGGAAUGCGGGACUUUAUUUUUUAUUGAUACAAUCUAUUACUAAAGGGGAGGGGAAGCUGAUUGAGCAGUUUUCAUCAGAUUAGACUGAACUAUAUAAAUACAAAAAGAGAAGUCCUGCGCUCACUCCCAUCACUACUGGGCCGGCAGCAAUGACUACAGUACACAUCAGCCGCAAUAUAUAGUAAAAACCAAAGAAAAGAAAAAAGUUACCUGCGCUCUCUCCUUAAUCCCUAUGUAUAUUUAGACAAAUAUAAAAAAUACCCCUCUCUGUCUUAUUAGAGAUAUCUUUGCCAGAAGCUCAAGGAAGCAGGCUGAAGGGUCAGUGUUAGGACCUGCUUAGGGGGGACUGCCUUGAUAUUGGCAGGCGGGCAUUCCCUCCAAUGGCCAUUGGAGCAACUAAAUGACCUCCAUUUGUCUAAAUAUACAUAGGGAUUAAGGAGAGCGCGCAGGUAACUUUUUCUUUUCUUUGGUUUUUACUAUAUAUUGGGGCUGAUGUGUACUGUAGUCAUUGCUGUCGGCCCAGUAGUGAUGGGAGUGAGCGCAGGACUUCUCUUUUUGUAUUUGUAUUUAAUUUGUAUCACACAGCCUUGUUACAAUGCUGCCGCCCUUCCCAUGUGUUCCCUAUUAAGGGUUAAUAAGUAUAUAGGGGUGUAUAUAAAAAAAAUACCCCUCUGUCUCAUUAGAGAUAUCUUUGCCAGAAGCUCAAGGAAGCAGGCUGAAUGGUCAGUGUUAAGACCCGGUUAGGGGGGUAUGCCUUGACGUUGGCAGGUGGGCAUUCCCUCCAAUGGCUAUUGGAGCAACUAAAUGACCUCCAUUUGUCUAAAUAUACAUAGGGAUUAAGGAGAGAGCGCAGGUAACUUUUUUUUCUUUUCUUUAGACUGAACUAUAUGAUGCAAACAGCAUUUUUAACAUUUUUCUCUUCUUCUGCCGGAAGUCCCAGAAAGCAAAAGUGCUGUAAACGCAUGUCUUUAGUGCUGAGCUCUACAUAGAUGCAGCCAAACCUAAACAUACGGACAUUGAACACUGCUUUUGUUACUGACUUUUAAGGAGUGAUACCAGAAAGAUAAGUCAUUACAUGAGUUAUAAACAGCUCUAGCUGUUUUCUGGCUCUGGUUGCAGAGGGAACUAUAGUAUUAGGAAUACAGAUUUGUAUUUCUAACCCUAUAGAAUCCCUUUAAACCAGGGUCAAACUCCAAAUAUAGAAGAAAAGUGCACUUAUGAAAAGGCAAUAGUGUAUUUAUUGCACAUCAUCUGUUAAUAUCUUACUUGUAAAAAUGGAUAGAACCUUUAAUACUAAGAGUUCCAGAACCAAAUUUGAAUUCAGUAUUUGAAUAUAUGUCAGCUCUUUCUUUUACCCAAAUAGCUCUGCAAGCCAGAAGAGCUCUGGUUGGUAAUGAGUAUCUUAUUCUAUGAGAUUGUAUGUAUAUGUGUAUGGCCAAAACUAUUUGGACACAUGACCAUCUCACCUAUAUGAGCCUGGUUGAUGCCAUAUGUAUUAAUAUGGAGUCUUGUCCCUCAUUUUGAGGCAGUAACCACUCUUCUGGGCUUUCCACAAUACUUAAGAUUGUGUCUAAGAAAUUUCUUCUCAUUCAGGCACUUAUGUAGUAUAUAUGAAGGUCUGCCUCAAAGUCACAGUUCCAAUUCAUUCCAGACAUGUUCAGUGGGGUUGAGUUCAGGCUCUGUGCAGACCAUUUGAGUUUCUCCACACCACAUUUGUAAACCAUGUCUUCAUGAACCUUUAUUUUUAUUUAUUCUUUUUAAUUUUUUUGCACUGGGGCACUGUCAUGCUUGAACAGGAAAGGGAAUUUCCAAAGCAGUUGCCACAAUAUUAGAACCACCCAAUUGUUUAAAAUGUCUUUUGUUAUCCUGUAGUAUUAAGAUUACUCUUCCCUGAAAUUUAGGGGCCUUCCCCAAACCAUGCAAAACCGCCUCAGAAAAUGAUCUCUCUUCCAUCAAACUUUGCCAUAGACACUGUGCAUUCCCAUAGAUGGUGUUCUCAUUGGCAUUUGUCACACACAGAUUUUCUUGGCAGACUGCUAGAUAGUUACAUAGGAUUAAUCUCAGCAGAGAACACGUUUACAUUGAUCCAUAGUCCAGUGGAUUUAUGUUUUACACCCCUCCGGCUCUUUCUUUGCAAUUUGCAUGUUGAAGUAAGGCUUGCAUACAGCUACUCGUAUAAUAAUUUUCAUUUUUGAUUUUAUGUUAGUAGUUAGUCUUAGUUUUGACCCCCCUGGUCCCUUCUCAUUUAAUUAAUUAAAAUUAUACUAAAUUAGCCUGUACAUACCUUUUUCCCAAGAUUCCAUCCUUGCAACUUCCCGCUCUGCAUCCCAUUUUAUUUAAUCUCCUUUUCAACUUCUCCAAUCAAGUGCAAAAAAGAUAAAUUGAUAAGAAUGGCAUAUUAGACCACAAUGAGUAUUUAUUUGCAGAAUAACAGUCUAACAGGGUUCCAUUGUUUAAACAUGUUAUAUUAUGCUGCCUACUACCUCAUAUUUAGCAGCCCACCAGCAUUUGAGUUUAGAAGCCUAGUUGUUUAUUGCAUUAUGUAUGUAUUGUGGGGGAAGUGUUUUUGACAUUGUUUGAGAUGUAUUACUUCUAUUAAAUGGAAAGCAUUUAUUCCUGCAUGGUCCACAACCAACUUCAUAAAUGAGUCGUGAUAUCACUCAUAAUAUGUAGUGACUGCAGGGCUGAUUAAUCCACAUACUGUAUUGUCUACCAAAAUUUUAGGCCAAAAUUAGACCAUACAGUUAGUAUGUUGCUUUAUGGAACUUUAGUUCAAUAGUUAUGUCAGUGGACAAAACCCUAUAACGCUGUGUAGUUUGAUUUGUUUUUGUAAGGUACUGGUAUAUGUUGGUAUGCCUUCCAUGUCUUGUUAUUUUUGUGUGUUGUGUGUCUACCAUUACCAGAGAUGGUGUAGCCUGCAUUAGCAAAAUGAUUGUAAGCUGGACUGCACCUCACUAAACAACUUCGGCUUCCCCACUCCCUCUUACUCACCAACUAAUCUGCCCAGCUGCUUCACAUGCACUAGCCAUGCAUAGGAAACUCAGUGUACGCAUAUGACUUUUGCAAAUAAAAGAACAAAGAAUGCUGAUGACCAAGGAAAUAAUGACAUACUGAUUGUCUGCAUAUAGAAAAUAAAGAGCAAGUGUAACAAUUGAUUGUGCAUGUAUAUCUAUCUAUAAAAUCACUCUGUGUAUAGAGGGAUUUACAAUGCAGAGCAGUGUUUGUCAGUAUAUCGCUGGAUCAAUAUAAAUGACUGCACUGCAGUUGAAGAUUGCAUUUUGUAGGGAUGAUGAGGGAGGAACUUAAAUGUUGCUUGACAAAUGAGGUUGAGUGAGCCUGAGUGAAUAAUAUACUGACUCCUAGUCUUCUCCAUCUCCGUGCUGGGGAAAUAUCGGUAAGGAUACACAGGUUGAGUACCUGUGGAGUAGAAAGAGGGUCAAGAGUUUAAUUAAUUACUUAUUUUGCCUCCCUUAUAGCCCUUGCUGGUAUGAUAGCACCCAUAUAAAUUACCUUUUUAUUUUACUUCCUCCAAUACAUUAUGAUUUGUUAGUCCAACCAUUGUAAUGAGCCGUGGAAAAAGUUAGCAUUUUUGUAAAUAAUAAUAAUAAAUGCUUACUCUAUGCACCUUAACGUGGAAAAAUAGAUGGACAUUCUUCAAGCUUUCCACCCUGACUACAUUUUGUAAAUCUGGCUCAACAGUUCCACUAGCCAUUUGCAAGUGGAAAUUUUUUUUUUGCCAUGGACACUCCGGGUUUGCAGUAGCAAAUCAUUUUUGGCCUGUCUACUAGCUUAGAACUUAAUUUUGAGUCUUGCUGUAGAAUAUUCUAUAUAUUUCAUUUAUUUCACAUAUUUAUAAACACUAUUGAGGUCUUACUAAUAACCAAUUGUGCAACAAAAUGUGUGCAUAUGGGCAUUAUGUCAUGUAAAUCAAAUAAAUUCGCUUCUACUACACUUGUGUGACAAGACCAAAACAUGUUUGUAAGCUUAUUUUAGAUGAAAAUCAUAAAAUAAAGUACAAGUGCUGUGCUUUAAAAUUUCCUAAUUUUAGUGAGCUUGCCCCCUGCAAAACAUCGAGCAUGUAUAAUUCCAUAUAACAUGCCAGAAAAACUCUAUCUAUCUAUCUAUCUGUAAUUCGUGCAAUACUGUAAUAUUACUCUGUUAUGACCAGUGCAAAAAGUGGAUUUGUGAGGUGUUACACUCACAUUUCAAAGAGUCUAGAAAGAUCGCCUCUGAUCACUUGCGCUUUUGUGGUAGCCCAGCACCACUCCUCUGGAUCUCCUCAGUGUUGGUCUCAGACAGAAUAAGAGACAAAACCAGACGACUAGUGCAGGAUCUAAAGUAAUUUUGGUUAUAUACAUUGUGCAUUAAAAGGAAAUAUGCUCCCCUUAUGUAGAGCAGACUAUUGAAGUGUUAAGUAGGUUUAAAUUGAACUGACAAGUUAAUCUGUAGAUAUUUUUGCAGCAUCUUCUGAGGGCUUGCACACCUACCCACAAGUGAUUGUCAGGAAAGUGAGGCACAUUCAGUUGAAAUCUUAGCCUGUUAUUUCAAAGGACAAAUUAUGUUACUUUACUGCACAAACACUAUAUAGUAGUACUCAGUGGAUGACAUCACACCGUACAUAUAAAAACAUGAAUUGUGUUGUGACUGACUGACCCUGUGCAUAAACUCAGAAAAGUACUUUCAGACACUAGCAGAUCUUUACAGCUGCUGCCAUUAAUUGAUGGCGUUUAAAAAUACAAACAGAUAUGGUGAGAGAGGAGUAGGAGAGAGAAACAAGCUGGUUGUCACCAAAGUGUUAGGGAUUUAACUAAUGUCACAAGAAUCUCACAGCUGCUAUCUAGGACCAGGGCUGUUACUCCAACAAAUGUUGGGUUUAGAGGGUUGUCCUUUAUUUUUGUUCUUCUUAGAUUCUCUACCCCUUCCCAAUGCACAAUGUCAUCUAGUAUUACUGAUGCUGUUGAAUGCAACUCUCUUCACCUUCUUUCAAACACACAGACAUACACACCAUAGUGUAUCUAUGAAGUAUAUCAAUGGAGUUAUGUCCAGUGCAUGUGAUAUGAGAUGGUAAUGUGACUCCCAAUAAAAUUGGGUGACUGCAUAAAAGUAUGUUGUGUUUCUGUGUUAUUCCUCUGGUGUGUGCUGGUGAGACAUCGAUGUUGGAGCACCCCCAGCACAUUAGAUCUUCUGAUGCAAGCUUUCAAUAUGUUUUUACUUGGUUGGCUGUCCAACACUUUUGUACCAUUCAUGAACCUAAGCUUUGCUGACACGACCAUUCUGAAUUGGGGUGUGUGUCACUGAGAUGGCAGCUGUUUCGACAAUGCUUUGUGGGGACGAAAUUUGUGUGGUAUGCAGUGUAAUUUGUAUGUAGCAGUGUGUUGCUACAAUUUUCAUCUGACAGCUGUUUGUGAGCAUUUCAAACAAAGACACUUCUCAAACUGUUCUGAAAAAUGACAUAGUCAGUAUUAUUUUGAGUAUUUACUAAGGUUUUCUAGAAGUGACGAUUUUCGUUAUGGUGAAGUAUUUGCAGGAAUUUCCAUUUCAAAAGACUGCCAAAUUUAGAGUGGCUGUGUAAAAAAAAAAAAAGUGUUAGAAAUGAUUUAUGAAUUGUAGGCUACUUUUUCUGUUGCUGAACAAAUAGCAUAUAUUCCAAGAAAUGUCUGUUAUGGUGUAAUAAAAAAAAAAAAAAAUGGAAAAAAAUCAGAAUAGAUGGGGGGAAAAAUUAGUAUUAAAUGUGUAGGCAAUACUUUUAUAAAGUGGCAUUGAAGUGUGGUUGGCAUUGUUUUUUUUUUGUUUUGUUUUGUUUUUAGGGUUUUUAUGUAAUUUGCUUUUAGUUUUUCAGUUUCCUUUUCUUAUGCCUUCAUUUUAUUUAUCUUUUCUUUCAGUCUGCAGUUUGCCUCCUUGUGAGUUUCCUUUGAUGGAUGAUUUGUGGAAAAAUUAGCUAAGCAACUGAAAUGGAACUUUGCUUAAGGCCCAACACGUUGCCAAAGAUCAUGCUUCCCAUAAGAAAAAGUACUCCCUACUUUUUCUUAUUUUAUAAAAAAAAAGGAAAAGAAUAAAGUAAAUUUAAAUACAAGGGAAAUAAAAGAACAAAAAACAUUAAUUUAAAAAACUAAACAUACAAAGCAAUAUUACUGCUUUAAGGUAUAGCUGUUCUAAACGGAAAUCCUUGUUACCCAGAGAUUUUGCUGAUUUUAAGAGAUUAUCUUUUCAUAUUUUUUUUAAUUUUAUUUUUUUAAAUUCUUUAUUUUUGCUGUGCAUGAAAUAACUUUCGCAUGUCAUCAAUGCUAUAACAGUAUUCUUAAACAAUUUGAAAACACAUAUUAGUUGACUGUUGUACAGCAUUCAGAUCACACGCACAAUUUUUUAGGUUAACAAUACAAGCUGGGUAACUACGUCUAUCAUAAUGGAUUUCUUUGUCGAUUAGUAACAGUAGCUGAAGAUUAAUAUUUAUGUUGCAUCUCGGUGUCAUCUACAUAUUUAAAGUGUAUGCGUCCUCUAGAUCUAAUGGAGCGUCUAACAGAUUAUAAAACCACUGGUAGUCAGUAUUGGUGCAGAGAGUAUUGUUAAAGUGAAAUAAGGGGAGCUGCUGCGAUGCAGUAACUCAGCUGCAGCAGAAACUUGGAGUCUGCCAGUUUGCCUUCAUGCAGUGUCUCCCUUGAGCUAGUGUAUGGGGGAGAGCCCAGUGUCAAGAAGUGUACCUAGAUUAGCGUGGCUAAUAAUAUAGGAGUGUGCCUAGUAUUGAGAGGUGACUGGGCAGUAAGCUGUAAUAUUAGGGGAGGUUAACCCAGGCUAGAGAAGGGGAGCUGUAACCCUCUGGGUCGUAAAUUAAACAAGUGUCAGUUCAUGCAGAUUAGACAGUUCGACAGCCGGAAGGUGUGUGCUCACGAUGUGAAAUACGGCUUGCCGGCUGUGGGGCUGAGUAAUGGGCGUCUCAGCCUAUGCCCAGUGCUGGAAUGUCCCCUGGUCUGUCGCAGCAGGCACCUCCAAUGGAGCUUGUGGGCUCGGUUCCUGCUCCAGCGGUGUUCGGCAUGACGGUCUCCUGUUCAGCAGUACAGCAGUCAUCCAAUGCUGUGUGGCAUGGAGCUGUGCUGAUCUGUGAGUCUUGGGUCGGGUGGGUGGCGUGCAGAUGAGGCUUGCUUGAUGCAGCAGCUCCCAUGUGAGCGGGAGAGUCUGUCUGAGUGGCGUGUUGCUGUUUCCCGCUUUGUUGUCUGCAAUGUCUGGAACACGCUCUGGAAUCGUGUAUUAAGUGCCCAUAUUGGCGUCGCCGGGUCACAGGGCGGAUCCAGGAGGCCACUGUUUUGACUACUAGGAAGUAGGGCAUUCCACGCUGGCAGAGCACUGACCAAAAUCUCCUGCAGAGCUGAUUGAAAGCCUCCAGAGAUUGCAUAGGUGGCUGGGUUAAUGUGCUCUUUGUCUGCGGCUUGCGCUGAACCGCCAUCUUGCGAGUGCCUCGUUAGUCCGUUGCCCCCGCAGAUUAUGUAGCCGGUACGCUUGUCAACAGUUCUGGUCUGAGUGUCCAGUGGGGACCGGGAUAACCCCCACCGGUCCGAGGGUGAUGGUGUCGGGGGGAGCGUCCGCCUCUCCCCGGCUCAAGUCCCAGUAGGCCGCACGUGGCGUUCUGUCCCGACGGGCUCCAGAAAGGUGUUGCUUGAUUCAGUGGUGUGCCCCCGAUCUGGGUGGUGCACCCUGGUAGUUCCUUGGGCUGUAUAGCCACCGAUUUUGCCCCAAUUUCUGUCUGCCAGGCAGGAGCUUGUGUGACCCACGUCUGCUCUGCCUGGUGGUCAGGCUCCGCCCCCCCUAUCUUUUCAUUUUUGAUGUAUUGUGAAAACCUGUUCUAACAUUUUAAAAUGUCACUUAAAACGAGUUUGAUUAAAUCUUGAUUAGUUAGGUGUUUGUUUUUCCAGGAUAACCAAUGCAUAAUAGGUAUUGCUGUUCUACAACUACUGAAGGUGCCCCCUGGUUCUUACAUUUUUUACAUUUUUAUACUACCCUUUUUAAAACCAUACCUCAAAUAGGUGUUAACAUUGCAGAUCCACUUGAAAAAGUUUGGGAACAUACAAUAAGGUGAUGUUUUCUUGAAAUAUAAAUGGAACCUUUUAUAUAGAAUAAGAGCUCUGCACAAUGUACUGCUCUUCUAGAGGUAGUUAUGGGGAAUGGUAAAUGUGAGUGUUAUUCUUGCUGCCAUCUUGCUAUUUUUAAUGUCCUAUUAUUUCUUUCUUCUUUUUCUUUAUAGGUCGGGAGCGGUUUCAUGGCCUAGGGUCCAUGUACUGCAGGGCAGCUUCUGCAGUCAUCUUCACUUAUGAUGUUGCCUGCAUGCAGAGCCUAAUGGAGCUUGAAGAAAGAUUCCUGAGUCUGACCGAUACAGUCAGUGAUGACUGCAUUUAUGCCGUAGUGGGGAACAAAAUUGACCUUACCGAUGGUGAAGGUGAUGGAGAUGAAGAAAUAACUCCUUCUGGCAAUUCCACCAAGAUUCGCAAACAGGUUCAUUUGGAAGAUGCUUUUGCCUUGUAUAAGAGAAUAAUAAAAACUAAAAUGUUAGAUGAAAAUAAUGUCCCGCCUGCAGAAAAAAUGUGCUUUGAAACUAGCGCAAAGACUGGGCACAAUGUUGACGCUCUAUUUGAAGGAGUUUUCAGCAUGGUUGUACCGUUCUUAAAAAAGAAAGGACCAGAGGAUACUGUCAACCUUGAACACAGCAAUCACCAGCUAGCAGGAAAGAAGGGUUGCUGUUAAAUAUCAAAUUUUUUUUUUCUUUUUUCAUAGCACUUCUCAAAAAAGUUACUGUUGUGGUUUUCAAGUCAAUGAACUAUUGUUUGAGUAAUUCAAAAUGAGCACUGCAAGGAACAGUAGACUUGUGGUUGAAGGUCAUUUGAGGUUAUAUUGAACUACCUAUUGGCGGAUGGAUAUCAGCUAUCUGCUGAUUAGAGGAUAGCAAAUUAAUCCGUCCUGUUUAGAGCCAUGUGGCUUGUGCAGCUACAGCUUGUGGCUGACAAGUUAACAAUCUGUGAUCAAUAUUGCAGAAGCCUUUGUGUCCAUGCUAGCUUAAAGUUGAAGAAAAGCAUACACGUAAAGAGGAUGUUCAGCUUUCUUGGUGGACAUGCAACAGGUCAUUUGCUUGAUUGCCAACAAAAGAUAUAAUUUAGCAAACCCUAUGGUUGGAUAUCCUUGGUUAGAGAAUCCAUUAUUUUUUAUUAAUGGCCUCAGCCUUCGUUAUAAGCCCAAGUCUGUAAAGGUAUUGUGUGGGUGUUUGCACAGCGGAACAUGACUUCGCUGCAGAUGCCUAGGAUGCCCUAUUAAGUUGCCUUAUAAUUAUUUAUCACCUUUUCCACUGAUAAACACUUAACAGAAACUGUUAAUUCUUUGAGUCAUAUUUUUAUACAUGUGCAGGGAUCCUCACCAUAAUUCUAAUUACAGAUGGAUAAAUUAUUAAACAUUAGUAAUACAUUUAUUUUCUUGUUCAAAGCAUGUUUCAUUUGUUAUAGGAAAUAAAAUGCUAGGUGCAGCAAAGAAGCCUAUUUAGCAAGCGUACAUCCGUGUUAGUAAGGUUUCAAAAUUACCAUUCUUGCUAGUGUUUCUCUUUGUGAUGUUUUCUUUCAUUACCAUUAUUAGUAACCAGAGCUUCUCUGCUGGAAACUCUGCCAUCUAGUGGCUCAUCAUAUCUUUUUAUAGAAAAAUAAGAGUACUUGCAUCAUUCUCCUUGUUUGAAUGUUAUUUGACAUUACCACCACUGACCUGUUGAGGUGAAUUCAGCAAUGGAAUGGACACUAGUUCACUGAAACCUUAGAUAACUUAAUUUUUUUUUAAAGCUACCUUUUUUUUAAAAAAAAAAAAGAUGUGUAUUGCAACUGUAACUUUUUAUUUUUUUGCCUAUUCACAGUUAACCUGGCAUCUAUAUAUUGUAUGGAUGGUGGGGUACAACUUUUGAUUAGUAUAAAUUCAAUCUACAUACUGUUCUGGUGAUUAUUAUUAAAAAUGUGGCCUUAACUAAAGUUCAUUUCCUUCAUGGUGCCCUGAAGUGGACCUAAAUUCACAUUCAGCCCCCAUCUUCCAAAUCAUAUGGUUAGCAUUUCACUAAUUCUAGAGUGCAUCACUUGAUCCAGGUAGGUAAUAAUUAAACACUAAAAUAAUAAUUAGUUGGAAUAGUUAUUUAAAGUGACAACAACAGUCAUGCUGGUCCUAUUUAAAAAAAAAAAAAAAAUACAAUAAAAAACAUAGACUAUUCUGCCAUGAGCUCAUACAUGUCUGAAAAUAAAACUAUAACUCCUAGCAAGCAAGGCUGCCAGAAGCUGCAGAAUGAAGACAGCAGUGACCAAGGAGCACUUUUCAUUUUCCUCUAGGAUGUGUCCUGCUCUUCACUUUGUAAUAAAAUUUUAAUAAAAUCUCAAUUUGUUUUUUUUUAUUGUAACUGUGUGGUCAAAGUCACGGGUAAUCAAUUUUUGCUAAAUUUGUCUAUGGAAUUCUAUCAGUAAAACUCAAAAAGCUACAGCGGUGUGUUUUUAUAGUAGCCCCUGACUCAUGGGCUUAAAAAGUCCUUGUAAAAGUAAAUAUUCCCACAUGUUAAUUCUUUCUAUUUGUUAGAAUUUUUGGAAUGUCUUAUUAUUUUUUGUGUGUGUGUAUAUGUUCAGGUGUGCAGUAACUAACCAAAUAUAAUUAAUAUUCAUAAUGACAAAGUCUAAACUGUAAUCCUGUAUUACUGACUAAAUCUUAUUUUAAAGAUGUGAUGUGGCUACUUGCUUUAUGUUCUUUAGAGGGAUCACAA